Molecule: messenger RNA, 2323 nt
Organism: Myotis brandtii (Brandt's bat)
Lineage: Eukaryota; Metazoa; Chordata; Mammalia; Chiroptera; Vespertilionidae
Gene: IZUMO4
Product: IZUMO family member 4
Cellular component (GO): nucleus
Source: RefSeq, a predicted model, not a curated record
GCGCUGGCCCGCGGCUGCCUGCACUACCAUGGCAACUUCUUGGCGUUCUUCACCCGCCAUCACAUGAACCUCAAGUCUUGGUACGGGGACGACAUCCCCGUAUCGGUGCUGCUCACCGACUGGAGCCAGGACAUAAUGAAGGCGAUGCACUUGGCCAUCCCCGCGAUCGCCCGAGAAAAGCUGAACCAAGUGGCAAACACCGUGUACCAGAAGCUGGAUCAGCUGUGCCAGGGGAAGAUGUAUUCCCGGAUAAAGGGACGGCCCACCGGCCCUAGGACACCCCGGACCGCGCACCGUUCGAACCUGACUUCCCUCCUCCUGCCAACCCCCAUCAGGGUAUUUCCCCAAGGAGCUUCACGCAUCUUCUGGGAGCGGGUGCACCGCAUCCAGAAUGCCACCGUUGAAAGCCGCAUUGAUUGUCAGCAUCACUGUGAGGAUGGGGUGGGCACAACUGGCCCUCUGAACUCAGGGCCACAUUGGCUCCACACCCUGUGUCCCCACAGGUUGCCGAUGCAGUGGAACACAGCUGUGCAGGGCUUCCUCCUUUACAUCCUGAUAUCACCAAGCUUCAUGGGUCUAGAGCCCCCACACCUCAUCAACCUGACACUGGACAAUGCUUCUGAGUGCUGACACAGCGCUGAUAGCCAUCCGGCCCACUGGACCCACCCCAGCUGCAGUGUGGGGCCAGGACUCAGCUGGGCUGUCCCAGCCUAACUCUGGAGCAGGCUUGCUGCUUUCUGGGGGUCCCUGCACAAGCCCAUCAGAGCCCAGUCAGGGCCAGGGCUGGGAGGAGGGGAUGGGGGGUGGAUUGUAUACAGCAGAUGCUGGGUGGGAUCAGAACUAUAUGAUGGAUGAUUAAAUGUCCCUGACACUUCUACUCAUGGAGCAGUCCCUGUAGGGGCAGGGAGAACCAUGUGAGGCCCGAGCAAGAUACAUCUGGUCAUGGGCACAGGGUCCAAAGGUCCGUCCCCACACCAAUUUGAUUGUGAUGUGCCAGAGCGUACCUGGGCAGGCUCACCUGGAAAGGAGCCUGGGAGCGAGAUGGUUCUGAUGAUUCAAAGGGAGACAGCAGUCUAGUGAGACAGGGUUGGCUUCAGUGUAUCAUGGGGCUCAGGUCAUCAGGUCAUGUGGGGCUGAACCUCAGUCCAAGGAACCCUACAGCACUGCUUCGAAAACACUCCACAUGGAUUGUGAUCCAGGCUGUAUAGCUGUUCCAAGACGGGAGGGAGGCUCUGAAAUGCUGCCCUGAGAGGUACCUUUCCUGCCUGUCAGUCUGUCCUGAGCAGGCACUCCUUUCUCGGCCUGGGUGCUGUUUCCCUGACUUCCUCCUCCAGCUCCCUCUUGUUCUUGUGUCUGGAGGGGGAGAGUGGGGGUUGAGUCACAGGCCUUUUGAGGACCCCACACAUGCUGCACAGCUUCCUACUGAAGUUUCCCUGACAGAAUGCUAGCCAGAUUUUCACCUGUGUGUUUAUCCGGUAGGAUUUAAACAAAACAGCAUGAGAGGCUCAGGUGAUAUUUGGAUAGACUGUCAAAUAAUGGAGUCAUGGGACAUCUUCAAUAAACACAGGGAGGGGUGUGUGCCAGGAGCAGGGCUGGCUGAUCACCAGGAUCCUGGUCACCCCGUCACUGCUAUUUCUACAUUGGCCUUUGACUUUCCAGCCCGAGGGCAAUGCAAGGGGUUGGUGUGCUACAUGAUGCACUUUUCCCCACUGAGAAGUGGAAAGGGCCUGCUGGCUGACGGUGGUAGAGGCAGGACUGGCGAGGCCUUUCUCCCCACUGGUGCUCCAAGUGGGGUUUAAUGUGGGGCUGAUCUCCAUCCCCCUACACUAGGAGAUUCCAGUUGUGAUUGAUUUGGGCUCUCUGUCCACUGACCCAGCCUGACCGGAUUUGAGUCACCCUGUCCAUGCGUUGUCAGGAAAAGCCAGUGGCAAUGUGGUGAAUUAACAGCAGCAGGGCUUUCCUUCUAGCAUCUGCUCCCGCCACUCACCCAGCACACCUCUUACCAGUGCGGUUUCUGGGAAAGGGAAGGUGAUGGCCACUGUGUGGUGUUGGACCCUAUUACUUCCAGUCCAGGGACCUGGAUGGCAUGGGGAUCAUGUCACCUCCCGAGAGGAUGAGGGUGUCCCACAGCCCCCCGCAACCUCCCUGCCACCAGGGGAUGACCCCCGCCAACAGGUAAAUGCCUAUUUUGCAAGUUUAUUGGAUCGUCUUGACACAAAAUCAUGACAGCAGCGUGAUAUGUCUCCUUUACAUGGGAAUGUUGAUAGCAAAUUCUUAUAUAACACAUCAUACAAUUUCGAGAUUCUAGAAUCACUGCACAGGA